ACAGCGGCGAGCGUCGUUUUAAAGUACUAUUUCCAGGUCACGUGAUUGACUCUGAUCAGAGUUCUUCUCAAGUUCUCCCAGUCAUUUAUUGGAAACCAUGUCUUUACUCUGCAAACGUUCCCCUGCAGGGCUCUUGUCACCAUCUCCGCUGACAAGAUGUGUCUCUACUUCUCCGUACGGUCGCUCACAUGUUUUCAAGCAACGUCUACCCAAAUUGCCCAACCCAGUAGUUCCUCAUUUUCCUCAGCGUGUCGUUCGUGCGGACGGCUCAUCAUACAUGCAAUGGACGACAUCGCCGCGCUCACGAAUAACGUUGACGCGCGAUACAACGAACAACCCCCUUUGGAACGCUACUCAACGCUUGAGCGGAGCGGUCGGAGAGGGAGGUAUAGAAGAUGAAGAGCAGGAGGGCACUGGUCGUUUGGGACGUUUCAGGAGAAGGUUUGGCCAGGAAGUUGGUGUGGGAGAGUGGACUGAGCUUCAAGAGGGCAUCGAGGCUGAAGUGGAGCCUCCAGCGAGCAAAAAGCAAAAGGCUACCCCGAAGAAAUAACUCCUCGCGUCAGACCCCGUGGCAAGCAUAUUCAAGUUGGCACUUGUCAUCUUAUCACCAAGAUGCACAAUCACAUCAAUCGAGCGAGUGCAAUUUUGUUUCG
This is a messenger RNA of Suillus bovinus, 653 nucleotides long. RefSeq lists its product as uncharacterized. Gene Ontology annotation, biological process: mitochondrial translation. Gene Ontology annotation, molecular function: structural constituent of ribosome. NCBI's taxonomy places the organism in Eukaryota, Fungi, Basidiomycota, Agaricomycetes, Boletales, Suillaceae. Bases 98 to 550 code for a protein of 150 amino acids. The record is from RefSeq and is a predicted model, not a curated record. Gene Ontology annotation, cellular component: mitochondrial large ribosomal subunit. The transcript has 2 exons.